Messenger RNA from Girardinichthys multiradiatus, 2772 nucleotides. It is a transcript of the gene def6c, whose product is annotated as DEF6 guanine nucleotide exchange factor c. NCBI's taxonomy places the organism in Eukaryota, Metazoa, Chordata, Actinopteri, Cyprinodontiformes, Goodeidae. The coding region runs from base 158 to 2041 and encodes 627 amino acids. Gene Ontology annotation, cellular component: cytoplasm; nucleus. The transcript is spliced from 12 exons. The record is from RefSeq and is a predicted model, not a curated record.
CUACAUAUGUCUGCUUCGGGCUUUUUUCGUGAGCGCAGCCAGCUCUGAGCUCUGUCCUGUUAUUUGCAAUAUCACCACCGCUGCGUAAAAAAAAAAACAGCCGCCGCGCACCGCUCGGAAAUGUAGUUAUUCUUGCGCACAAGGCGGUCACCAGAAAAUGGACCUUAAAUCAGAACUGCUCAAGUCGAUCUGGUACGCUUUCACAUCGCUGGACGUGGAAAGGUGCGGGAAGGUGUCCAAAUCCCAGUUAAAGGUUCUUUCCCACAACCUGUACACAGUUCUGAACAUCCCACAUGACCCGGUUGCCCUUGAGGAGCACUUCCAGGAUGAUGAUGAUGGGCCGGUAUCUAACCACGGCUACAUGCCCUACCUCAACAAAUAUAUACUGGAUAAGGUGAAAGAGGGGAUGUUCGACAAAGAGAAGUUUGACGACCUAUGCUGGAUGAUGACCAUGAAGAAGAACUUUAACAUGGCGUCGCAGAGAUCGCUGCUAUCAGAGAGAAACUGCUUUAAGCUAUUCUGUUUGUUCAACCUGCUUUCUGAGGACAGUUACCCACUGGUGAUGAUAACAGAGGAGGUAGAGUAUCUCCUCAAGAAAAUAUCCACAGCAAUGAGCCAGGAGUGGGAUGGGAAGCCCCUAGAAGACCUUAUAUCUCAGGAUCCCACUGUGCAGGAAGAAGGCAUGUCCGUGUGGACAUUCCUGGAGCACAUGAGUACGGGCCAGCUGCUGAGGGCCAUCAGUGCCGAGGCCUUCAGCUUGGCUUUGGAUGAGGUCUUCCUGGAGAUGUACCACAAUGUCCUCAAGAGGGGUUACAUGUGGAAAAAAGGGCACAUGCGCAGGAACUGGACCGAGCGUUGGUUCAUUCUGAGACCCUCCUCCAUAGCCUACUAUGUCAGCGAGGACUUAAAAGACAAGCGAGGGGACAUUCAGCUGGAUAAGAGCUGUGUAGUAGAGCCUGUUCCAGACAGGGAAGGAAAACGCUGCCUGUUCUGUGUGAAAACCCACAACAAAACCUACGAGAUGAGCGCUUCUGACCAGAGGCAGAAGGUGGAGUGGACUCAAGCCAUUCAAACAGCCCUCCGUCUCCAGCGUGAGGGUAAAUCCUCCUUUCACCAGGAACUCAAGCUGAAACGCCGCGUCCAGCGAGAACAGAGCAACCGGGAGCGCAGCCGGAGCACACGGAGCAGCUGCAGCAGCCGGAGCAGCCAGUCAGAUGACUCGAACUUUCAAGAAAUAGAGAGAAUGGAGAAAGAGAAGCAGGAUUUAGAAAUUGAAAGCAUCAUUCAGCAUGCCCGAGAGUUGGAAAUUCGCAGAAGGGAGGCUGAGGAGAGGGAGAGGAGGAAACAGAGGGAGGUGCAGAUGGACCUGGAAAGACAGCUGAAAGAGGCUGAGAUGAUGAGGGAUAGCAUGCAGGCCGAGAUCCAGGAGAAGGAAAGGAAGUCCGAACAGCAGAAGAAACGGAUCCAGGAGCUAGAGCUGACGCAGCAGAAGUUGGAAGCAGCUCUUAACAUGGAGAUCCAGGCUCGACUGGAGGAGGAGAGGGCCCGUCAGGAGCUGGAGAGGUUGCUGGAGGCUGAGGAGGAGAAGAAGAGGCAGUUUCAGAUCCUCCAGGAGCAGGAGAACAUCUUACAGAGCUUUAGCUCCACACGUGUAGCCUCAAACGGGACAGUAGAUGAGACCACCCAGUCGGCCCUCUACUCUGCCUCUCUGGAGCUUCGGAAUUUGCAGGCGUCUCGUCAGAGGAGCCAUCAGCGCCUUGAGGAGAUGCAGGAGAGGUUGAGAAAUGCCAGUCAGCACGUCCGGCACUGGAACGUACAGCUAAAUCGUCUGAUGACGCCUAUCACUCCUGCAGAGCGUUUGGAAAGUCGCCUCCAGUCGAAAAAUGCUUGUCCCAAAACAGAAGGAGCACUGGCCAGCAACGAGUUCAUCUGUAAAUACAAGAUCAGGAAUGAACAGGACAGCAGGAUACGGGGAGAUGAGUCUGAAAAGCUGGUGAUGCAGCUGGAGUCCACCUGCCUGUCAGAGGAAUCAGGAUGUUAGAGUUUUAAUCACAUUUCAACUGGAAUUUAUCUUAAGAUGGAGCAAUACUAUUAAUUACAUAACGUCUAUAAUAUAAAAACCUUUUGUUAAAAGCGGUAAGUUGGGAAAUUUCUGUACUCUAACAAAUAAGAGAAGGGUUCAGAUGAAUCACAGGGAAACCCCUUGGAAGGAUGUGAUCAUCAUUAUUUAAAAAAAAUCCACACUUUCUGUAAGGUGUGAAAGAUAAAAUGUUCUUCAGGCAGAAAGCAUUGAAUCCUAUUUAUAUAUGGAGCUGUGUGCAAAGAUGGAAAGUAUUAAUAACAUAAGAACCCAUCUGAUUGGCACCCAGUAAGAAUAACAGUUUUGUACAAUAAAUUGUCUGGUGGAACCAAAAAAGACUGUGUCCUGUUUGUCAUUUCAGUUAAAAGUCUGAAUCUGUUUUUGCUGGUUUUCUUUUGCUCUUUGUCAUUUGGUGGUCGAAGAAACAGGAAAUUAUGUGAUGCAUGUGCUUUACUACCUUGCUUUGUAACAAUAUUUUUGUAGUUGAAAAACAAGAUUACAUAUCGAGGUACUUAUAGUGUGCAAAAGUUUAAUUAUUGUUCAAAGACUAGAAGGCUGGUUCAAAGAAUGAACAAAGAACAUUUUUACAACAAUCUUGUUUUUUCACAAAAUGUAGUUUCUUAAAUCUGUUAAAAGCAUAUUAAUGUUUGGCAUAAAUUUGAUGUGUAUCUCAAUAAAAACCUUGGAAAUUA